Messenger RNA from Westerdykella ornata, 2854 nucleotides. RefSeq lists its product as uncharacterized. Gene Ontology annotation, biological process: DNA replication initiation; DNA replication. The record is from RefSeq and is a predicted model, not a curated record. Bases 1 to 2511 code for a protein of 836 amino acids. NCBI's taxonomy places the organism in Eukaryota, Fungi, Ascomycota, Dothideomycetes, Pleosporales, Sporormiaceae. The transcript is spliced from 3 exons. Gene Ontology annotation, cellular component: nuclear origin of replication recognition complex; nucleus. Gene Ontology annotation, molecular function: ATP hydrolysis activity; DNA replication origin binding.
AUGGACGACUCACCGCGCUCCUCCAAGAGGAGAAAGCUGGACACAGCGACGCCGAAGUCCACAGAGCCUACUUCUAAGGCCAAUGCUUCGAAGCCUUCAACUCGGAAGUCUGGUCGAUUACAAGCAAAAUCCGACGAGCAGCUCGAAGCAACCGAGAGCGACGUACCUACCCCUGGCCGAAGAUCCACCCGAAACCCAGCGAUCACGCAUAAGAGUGCAGUGCGAGGAACGCCUAGAAAGAAUGGGAAUGAAGACCAGGACGUGUACGAUGAUAUAGAGAGUGCGCUACCCCCGAAAGACGAUGCACGCAAGCCCUUGCGGGCGCCCUCCCCUAAAUCGACCGAGAAAAAGACGUCUAAACCGAGACGCAAGUACGGGAAGCAGGUCCUCGACCCCUCCCUACCCCAUCCGUUCAAGGGAAUGGGAGCCAAGUUGCUGCAUUCUACACCAGGUCGUUCUGGGAAGGAGAACACCCCUCCCGAUGCGAGUGCGAGCCUUAGCACGUUCCGCUCCUUGGUUAAUGGGUACAAGCACAGUGCUGAGACUGCCGCUCCAGAUGAGCUGGCACCCGACCGCAAAUAUGCUCCCACUGAGAGGAGUAAAACGGCACAUGCACGAGUACAAGGUAGUCGGAACUUGGAAAGGCCGACAGGUGGUAGUACACCUGACGACCAGGUGUCUGAAUCCUCCCCUUCUAAAAGACGAUCAGGCAGGCAGUCAGCUACUGAAGGACACGAAAGGCCAAAACAGGAUGCCACAGAGGACAAUUCAGCGGUCAUCACAUCCUCUAGAUCUUCUAGGCGACAAGCCUCAGUCCUCGACUCAGAGAAUGAACUAGGUGCGCAUCCCUCAGCGAGCCCGAAGAAACGCGCGCAACGGACACGGCGGGCAAAUCGUGCAGACAAUAUCGGCAACCAUGAUGUUAUUGGCUUAUCAGACAAGUGGCAAGAGGAAGAGGAUAUGGAGAAUGAACAUGCUGGCGAAACGCAGGAGCGGAGUAGCAUUGCAGGCAGCAUCAUCGACCCAACGGAACCCAGCCCCUUCAAUAGACCUAAAUCUCGGAUGCAGGAAGGAAACCCCGCGACACUGCUUCAAGGGUCACUUGCUCCAGGGCCGGACGUCGACCUUCUGAAGUCCAUUGUUAUGGAACGCAUCAUGGCAAAGCGGGCCGUGCCGGUUGUGGGUUUAGAAGAGGAGUACAGGACUGUCUACCAGCUCGUGGAGCACACUGUCACUGCAGGAGAAGGAAAUUCUAUGCUUCUGAUUGGUGCUCGUGGCAGCGGAAAGACUACUCUAGUGAACAGGGUUUUGUCAGAGGUAGGAAAAGAUCACUCCGGGGACUAUCACGUUGUUCGUCUCAACGGCUUCAUCCAUACCGAUGACAAGAUUGCACUACGCGAGAUAUGGCGGCAGCUGGGAAGGGAAAUGGAAAUUGAGGAAGACGGCGGAGUUGGCAAGAACUACGCUGAUACGCUGACUACGCUACUCGCCUUGCUGUCCCAUCCUUCUGAGACAACAGGGGAGCUUACCGACCAGGUAGCUAAGGCUGUCAUUUUCGUAAUGGACGAGUUUGACCUGUUCGCUCUGCAUCCACGGCAAACGCUGCUUUACAAUCUGUUCGACAUCGCUCAGUCACGCAAAGCCCCGAUUGCUGUUUUGGGCCUAACUACACGGAUCGAUGUCGCCAACAGUUUAGAGAAGAGAGUCAAGAGUCGGUUCAGUCACCGUUAUGUGCAUCUUUCCCUUGCCAAGUCAUUCAGUGCUUUCCAAGAGAUCUGCAAGGCAUCUCUCAUGAUACAUCCGGAUCAACUUACUAUUAAAGAACGCGCCAUCCUUUCCUCGACACACGGUGCUAAGACCACCACAGCGAAGGGGAAGAGGAAAUCUGAAGCGGAGCCUCAAGGCAUUCUUGCGACAUGGAAUUCGAACAUCACAUCGCUGUUUUCUUCAAGAACAUUCCUAUCUACCCAUUUAGCACCACACUACUACCUCAGCAAAUCCGUCCCUGCGGCUCUCACCACCUUCCUUCUCCCAGUCGCCAGUCUCUCCGACCCUUCCAGCAGCGUCUUAGCGUCCUGGGAUAAUUCCGCACAAUAUUCCCUCACGCCACCAGACUCGAAGCUCUCCCUCCUCCCAUCCCUAUCCACACUCUCCCUCUCCCUCCUGAUCGCCGCCGCCCGCCUAGACGUCCUACACGACGCCGAUACCUGCAACUUCAACAUGGCAUACGACGAGUACGUAUCUCUCGCAUCGAAAGCCCGGAUUCAGAGCGCUGCAGGCGGCGCUAGUGCAAGCGGCGCCGUGAGCAAAGUAUGGGGCAAAGAAGUUGCGAAGCGUGAGUGGGAAAGUCUUGUUGACUUGGGACUGCUGAUACCCGUCGUGUCCGGGCAGGGCCUUGGGCAAGGUGGAUUCGCGAUGGUGAAGUGCGAUGUUAGUUUGGAGGAGAUUGGUAUUGUGGCGGGGGAGAAGGGGUUCGAGCGGGCGCUGGAGAGAUGGUGUCGGCAGUUGUGAGUUUUGGAUGCAUUUUGCUGAAUUGGCUAAGGGUUUCAUUAUUUGUACGGAAACGAGGCGUGUUUGUGUGUUGCAUGGCCAGCGUGGUGCUGGUCUGUCGAGGCGAUAACCCGGUAUAUGCAUAUCAAUACUCUUCCACAGGCUGGUUGACAGGACAGUGUGACGCACUACUCAACAAAAUGAGGAAGGGGCUUUUGCACAGGCCCUGGCCUAGAAGAAACACGGAGAUUCCCAGUGUGUCUUUACUUUGUCAACCGAACUUUGCUAGCUCAAGUCACACCAAUCAAUCUGGCAACCCUGUUUGCACUUAUAUACUAUCAUCUUCUUCUAUUACUCUAUGUAC